UUAAGAGUUAGUGCUUUUGAUUUUAAAUUAAAUGGCUACGAAUUGGACAAUUUCCAAAUGAGUGACCCAUCAGAUAUACAUACAACCAUUCGCACCGAUGACAACGAGAGGCCAAGCUCAUCGAGUCCUGAUGGUGUGGAGAUACGUAUUCCACAUGUAUGUAUUACAAUAUCAGAUGAAGAGUCAAACGAAAGUCGCGCAGCAGUACGCACCCCACUGCCUGACACUGAACGCUCUUCAAGUCCCGACGUUGUGGAGAUACGUAUCCCACAUGAGUGCAUAGUAAUAUCUGAUGAGGAAAGUAAUGAAAGUCGGGACACUUAUGAAAGCCGACACACUCAUGAAAGGCAGGCCUCUAAUGAAAUCCGGGCAAGUAAUGAAAGCCAACACACUCAUGAAAGCCAGGACACUAAUGAAAGGCAGGACUCUAAUGAAAUCCGGGCAAGUAAUGAAAGCCGACACACUCAUGAAAGCCAGGACACUAAUGAAAGGCAGGACUCUAAUGAAAUCCGGGCAAGUAAUGAAAGCCGACACACUCAUGAAAGGCAGGCCUCUAAUGAAAUCCGGGCAAGUAAUGAAAGCCGACAUACUCAUGAAAGGCAGGACACUAAUGAAAGGCAGGACUCUGAAAUCUGGGCAAGUAAUGAAAGCCGACACACUCAUGAAAUGCAGGCCUCUAAUGAAAUCCGGGACACUAAUGAAAGCCGGGAUAUGGAAAUUGUCGCACCGCCAUAUCAUGAACGCUCUUCAAGUCCCGACGUUGUGGAGACACGUAUCCCACAUGAGUGCAUAGUAAUAUCUGAUGAGGAAAGUAAUGAAAGUCGGGACACUUAUGAAAGCCGACACACUCAUGAAAGGCAGGCCUCUAAUGAAAUCCGGGCAAGUAAUGAAAGCCGACACACUCAUGAAAGGCAGGCCUCAAAUGAAAUCCGGGCAAGUAAUGAAAGCCGACACACUCAUGAAAGGCAGGCCUCAAAUGAAAUCCGGGCAAGUAAUGAAAGCCGACACACUCAUGAAAGCCAGGACACUUAUGAAAGGCAGGACUCUAAUGAAAUCCGGGCAAGUAAUGAAAGCCGACACACUCAUGAAAGGCAGGCCUCUAAUGAAAUCCGGGCAAGUAAUGAAAGCCGACACACUCAUGAAAUGCAGGCCUCUAAUGAAAUCCGGGCAAGUAAUGAAAGCCGACACACUCAUGAAAGGCAGGCCUCUAAUGAAAUCUGGGCAAGUAAUGAAAGCCGACACACUCAUGAAAUGCAGGCCUCUAAUGAAAUCCGGGCAAGUAAUGAAAGCCGACACACUCAUGAAAUGCAGGCCUCUGAUGAAAUCCGGGCAAGUAAUGAAAGCCGACACACUCAUGAAAGCCAGGACACUAAUGAAAGGCAGGACUCUAAUGAAAUCCGGGACACUAAUGAAAGCCGGGAUAUGGAAAUUGUCGCACCGCCAUAUCAUGAACGCUCGUCGGAUUUCGAUGUUGUGGAGAUAGUCUACCCACACGAAUUGAUAGUCCUUUCCGAUGAUGACGAAAUGGACAAUAGUGUCGAUGUAUACAAUAUUCCACUCCCGGAUGAUUAAAGCACAUCGAGUCCUGUUGUGGAUGUGAUGAGCAGUCAAAUGAAUGUCCUGCUGUACAUAACACCCCACUGCCAGGCACUGAAUGCUCAUCGAGUUCCGAAGUUGUGAAGAUACGUAUUCCACAUGACUGUAUUGUUUUAUGUGAUGAGAAAACUAAAGAAACCCUGGACACUAAUGAAAGCCGGGAUACUAAUGAAAGCCGGGACACUAAUGAAAUCCGGGAUACUAAUGAUAGCCGGGACACUAAUGAAAGAUGCGACACUAAUGAAAGCCGUGACGCUAAUGAAAGCCGGGACACUAAUGCUAGCCGGGACACUAAUGAUAGCCGGGACACUAAUGAAAGCAGGGACACUAAUGAAAGCUUGGACACUAAUGAAAGCCUGGACACUAAUGAAAGCCGGGACACUAUCGAAAGACAGGAUAUAUAAAUCAUCGCAUAAUAUCUGAUGAGGAAACUAAUGAAAGCCAGGACACUAAUGAAAGCCGGGAUACUAAUGAAAGCCGAGACACUAAUGAAAGCCGGGAUAUAUAAAUCAUCGCAUUAUAUCUGAUGAGUAAACUAACGAAAGCCGGGACACUAAUGAAAGCCGGGAUACUAAUGAAAGCCGGGACACUAAUGAAAGCCGUGACACUAAUGAAAGCCGGGAUACUAAUGAAAGCCGGGACACUAAUGAAAGCCGUGACGCUAAUGAAAGCCGGGACACUAAUGAUAGCCGGGACACUAAUGAUAGCCGGGACACUAAUGAAAGCAGGGACACUUAUGAAAGCCUGGACACUAAUGAAAGCCUGGACACUAAUGAAAGCCGGGACACUAUCGAAAGACAGGAUAUAUAAAUCAUCGCAUAAUAUCUGAUGAGGAAACUAAUGAAAGCCAGGACACUAAUGAAAGCCGAGAUACUAAUGAAAGCCGGGACACUAAUGAAAGUCGUGACGCUAAUGAAAGCCGGGACACUGAUGAAAGCCGGGACACUAAUGAAAGCCGGGACACUAAUGAAAGCCGCGACACUAAUGAAAGCCGGGGAUACUAUAGAAAGACGGGAUAUGUGAAUCAUCGCAUUAUAUCUGAUGAGAAAACUAAUGAAAGCCGGGAUAGUAAGAAAGCCGUGACACUAAUGAUAGCCGCGACACUAAUGAAAGCUGGGACAGUAUCGAAAGACGGGAUAUAUAAAUCAUCGCAUUAUGUAUGAUGAGGAAACUAAUGAAAGCCGGGAUACUAAUGAAAGCCGGGAUACUAAUGAAAGCCGUGACACUAAUGAAAGCCGUGACACUAAUGAAAGCCGUGACACUAAUGAAAGCCGCGACACUAAUGAAAGCCGGGAUACUAAUGAAAGCCGGGACACUAAUGAGCGCCGUGACUCUAAUGAAAGCCGUGACACUAAUGAUAGCCGGGACACCAAUGAAAGCCGCGACACUAUCGAAAGAUGGGAUAUACAUAUCAUCGCACUACCCGUCAACGAAAGUAAGUUUGCCAAAUAAUUCUCAUUUUAUAUCUGUAAUGGGUUCGAACGAAAUAGUGGCAUUAUUAUUUUGGUAAAUACAAUAUAAAUUUGCAUAACCAGCAGAAAAGGCUGUAAAAUGCUUUAAUGUGAUUUGCUGAAUUCGUAUGCUCUUCGAGUUCCGAAGUUGUCGAGGUUACGUAUCCCACAUGAGUUUAUUGUUAUAUCUGAUGAGGAAAAGAAUGAAAGCCGGGACACUAAUGAAAGCCGGGAUACUAAUGAAAGCCGGGACACGAAUGAUAGCCGGGACACUAUCGAAAGACGGGAUACUAAUGAAAGCCGGGAGACUAUCGAAAGACGGGACAUAUACAUUAUCGCAUUAUAUCUGAUGAGGAAACUAAUGAAAGCCUUAACACUAAUGAAAACCGGGACACCAAUGACAGCCGGGACACUAUCGAAAGACGGGAUAUAUAAAUCAUCGCAUUAUAUCUGAUGAGGAAACUAAUGAAAGCCGUGACACUAAUGAAAGCCGCGACACUAUCGAAAGAUGGGAUAUACAAAUCAUCGCACUGCCAGUCAACGAAAGCUCUUCGAGUUCCGAAGAUGUCGAGAUACAUAUCCCACAUGAGUGUAUUUUAAUAUCUGGUGAGGAAACUAAUGAAAGCCGGACACUAAUGAAAGCCGGGAUUCUAAUGAAAGCCGGGACACUAAUGAUAGCCGUGACCCUAACGAAAGCCGGGACACUAGUGAAAGCCGGGACACUAUCGAAAGACGGGACAUAUAAAUCAUUGCAUUAUAUCUGAUGAGGAAACUAAUGAAAGCCUUAAUACUAAUGAAAACCGGGACACCAAUGACAGCCGGGACACUAUCGAAAGAUGGGAUAUACAAAUCAUCGCACUGCCAGUCAACGAAAAAGAAAAACAGCAGUGAGACAAUAGAAAAAAAGUAAUGCAUACAUACAUUAUUGACCGGAGGAAAAGCCAAAAAGUAUCCACUACGGUGUACCACAUCGUGCAAGUUACAGAAGUAGCCUAAGAGUUACAAAAGAUGGAAAAUAAAAAUAUUAGGAAAAUUUCCUAUUUUUACUAUAUCGCAAAAUGCAAAAUUAUGUGUCUAUAUUACAGUCCGAAGUUAACAAAUAGAUGUACUAACUGGGAACUUUCAAAUUCCACUAAAAUGCCCAGAUGACCUGGACCUAAAUGUUAAUAAAUUUAUUAUAAACCUUUAACAAUGUGCCUGGAAAAAUAAACCAGACAUUAAAAAAAAGUCCGCUAGACCAUAUUAUCCUGUGCUUAUUACAAAUAUGAUCUCAGAGAAAAAAAAAACAAACUUUUUAAAAACUGUUCUUCAAGCGUUUGAAACCUAUUAUAGUAGUGGGAAAACUUGUUCCCGAUUAUCAGUUUGGUUUUAGAGAAAGACAUUCAACAUGAUGUCCACCAUGAUGGAAAAGGCACUAGAAGAGAAGAAAGUUUGUACAAAAAGUAUAUUUAAAUGUCGCGCAAGCAUUUGAUAAUGUUUGGCAUGAAGCACUAAUGCAUACACGAAGAAAUAGGCUUCCCAAGAAGGUUGCAGGUAUUAUAGAAUCGUAUCUCACUCACUGAGUAUUUCGAGUCAGAGAAGAUGAUGCAUUCUGUAAAUUAAGAAGCUGGAGUAACACAGGGAAUUGUCCUAGGUCCGGUCCUUUAUUUAUUAUAUACCUGUGAUAUCGCAGAGCUAGAAAACAAUACCAUUGCAACUUUUGCAGAUGACACAGCUGUAAUGGCUGUAGGGCAUUCGCGAGAAGAAGUGGUGUGUAAAGUAUAAUCAGCCGUAAAUAUAUUCCCCAAUCAUUAUAUAUGAUUGGACAAGAAAAUGGCGUAUCAGACAAUGCGCCAAAUCAACUAAUAUAGAUUUAACAUAUAAUAGAUUUAACUAUAACCCGGUCUUCAUUAAAAGUAAAGUAAUACAGCCAAAUAAUACCUUGGCAUGACAUUAGACGCAAAGCUUCGCUGGAAAGCUCAUGUCAAAAAGAAACGAGAGGAGUUGGAAUUACGCUAUAAGAAUAUGUAUUGCUUACAUGGAAAGCACUCUUCAUUAAAUAUCAGUGAACAAUAAUUAGCUUAUAAUAUAAACAGAUCCAAAUGCAAGUGUGGUCUUAUGGUAUUCAACUUUGGGGUACAACCCCAAACCUAGAAACAUACAAAUUCAGACAAAGAAGACUCAAAAGAACUAAACCUUUUGAGUUAGUGUAGUGAAACGCUAGUCUAAUAUAAUAGUGCAGUGUUUAGUGAAACUAACAUGCCGUGCUAAGUGUAAAAAACACAAGAACAUAGUGGCUUCCCCUUAAUAGAGACAAUAAGAAUAGUGCUAAUAGACACUUUCUUAGUUUUACUCUACUUAGUAAAUUAAGUGAAAAUAAAAAUGACCCAGCUAAGCGGGGACUCACAUCUAGUUAAAUAAUAUUUAAUAACAACUUAAAGAUGAUUAUAGACGUUAAGUUAUAUUAGACUUAGAUUAUUAGAUAGUUAGUUAGUUUACCUGGGCUAAUUAAACACUUAGCCUCUUGAUUGGGCCAUUGUUUUUAAAAAGAAAAUGUCUUCUUAUUCCAACCAGCCCAGAUCAUUCCAGAAGUCUAGCAGUCUUUUUAAGUUUCUGCAGGCAUCUGGAAGCGAUGCUGGUGAUUGGAAUAUUUGGCCCGUUGUUCGGCCACACUGCUGCUUUCCAUAAGCACGUGUUCUGGCGUUUCCUCCGCCUCCAUGCAUCCUCUGCACAAGAACAACAACAGACAGCCCGUCUGUUACACCUAUGAUAGACAGAUGCUUGUUCAAGGGACAGUGACCGGUGACUACACCUACAAUUGUGCGUAUAUUGUCCCUGUGUAGUCUCAUCAGGUUGCGGGUGAACCUCUUUGGGGGCACCGGAACCGCAUUCUUUGUUUGCCUGCAACCUUUGCUGUUUCUCCAUUCUAUUAGGUGGGAUUGUUCCGUUUUUACUCGUAGCCAUUUUUUAAUUUGGGCCUGAGGUAUGGGUAGUAGUGGCUCAGGUCCAUAUGCUACGGCUUCGAAUCCCCUUUUGGCCAGUUCAUCUGCGGCAUCAUUGCCCAGUGAGUUACUGUGUCCUUUAAUCCAUUGCAGAGUGACUCUGUUCUGGUUUGCGAUGGAUUGGAGUGCGUUAUGGCAUUCCAGUAUAAGGGCAGAUGUUAUGGUGUUGUUUUGCAGCGCCUGAAGUACGGAUGCAUUGUCUGAGAUUAUCUUUAUGUUACGGUCUCUGACGUCUCUGGCUGCUACCGUCUGAGCUGCUCUAGUGAUUCCAAUGCAUUCUGCUUGAAAUAUUGUGUUUAGGUUGUCUAGUGUUGUUGAUAUUUUUAUAUUUAGGUCGUCCGAGAAGACUCCGGCUCCAGUGCCGUGUAUGGAUUUGGAUCCGUCUGUAUAUAUUCUGACUUAGUUGAUGCCAGAGUUAUCAUUUGCUUCCGCAUUGAGUCGAAUAUCAUACCUUCGAUCGAAUACAUGGUGGGACAGUGUUCUGUCCAUGGAUGCAUCAAGAAGUGAUAUUUCCUUCAAGAUUUCUUUUAGGACUCUGGAGAGAGUAGUUUCUGUGUUUUGUUUCCAUAGACCGUUUGCUCUUAGUCUUAAGGCAGUUGCCUUAGCCUCAUCUUGUACGGCUCUAAGAUCUAAAGGUCUAAGAUUCAAGAGGUAUUCAAGCGCGGAUGAUGGAGUGGUUUUCAUGCAUCCAGUAGCCGUUACGGUCGCUAAGCGUUGUAGACUCUGUAGUUUCGAUUUUACUGUUAUCAGCUGUGUCCUGGGCCACCAUACAACUGAUCCAUGGGUAAAGGAAGGUCUGAUGACAGAUGUGUAUAGACAUAGUACUAUCUUUGAGCUGAUACCCCAUUUUUUGCCUAUUAGCCUUUUGCACUGGUAGAAGGCAAUACAGGCCUUCUUUGUUUUAGUUUCGAUGUGACUCGCCCAGUUUAAUUUGUUAUCAAGGACGCCCAGAUAUUUCACUUGAUUUGACAAAGAGAGUUUGGUGUUAAAGAAUUUUGGUGGUUGGAGAUCCGGUAAUUUCCUCUUGUUUGUAAAAAGGAUAAGUUCUGUCUUCUGUGGAUUUACUGACAGUUGAUGUUCGUCACACCAUUCUUCUACAAUUUGGAGGGCUGAACGCAUUACUUUACACAGUAUGUUUUCAGAACUUCCGUUUAUCAGUAUUGCUAGGUCAUCAGCAUAACCAAUAGUGGUGUAUCCUCUUUCGUUUAGCGUCCUUAAGAGGCCAUCAACUAUACUAUAUUCCGCAGGAGUGGUGAAAGGACACCCCCUUGGUGAGCAGCCUUUGACCACUUUGGCUCUCAUUGUAGUAUUCACCACUAUCUGAACCGUCCUUUUGCUAACUAGUUCGGUGAUCCAGUUCCUUAUGACUGGUUCUACCUGGUUCCGUAGAGCGUGGUUAAUGCUGUUGUGCAUAGUCUUGUCAAAGGCCCCUUCUAUAUCUAUACAGGCAGCCAGUGUGGAGGCUUUGGUUGUGAUAGCCGUUUCUAUUUUGUGCGCCACCGAGUGGAGUGCUGACUCUGUUGAUAUUUGGAAACAAGCGCGUCGGUGGUCUGCGAAAGAUGGUUCGUCCGAUACAUGCCAUCCCUCGAUAAGGCCAGCCGCCGAAUCUGUUGCCAGAGUAAUGUCUAUAAUAGUUUGAUAUCUGGAGCUUACAAAGGUUAGUUCUCAGGUUUGUUUGAAAAAUAUAUUCAGUUAGUAACUCACCCCUUUUGUUUGUAUCUAUAUAUAUACAAUAUAUUUUGUUUUAAUUAGUUUACUUUUGUUAAUUAUACAUUUUUUUAGCUGCAAAUAAAAUAUUUUAUUAUCUUUA
This is a messenger RNA of Leptidea sinapis, 7838 nucleotides long. Its product is annotated as zinc finger CCCH domain-containing protein 13-like. The record is from RefSeq and is a predicted model, not a curated record. The coding region runs from base 58 to 1572 and encodes 504 amino acids. The transcript is spliced from 10 exons. Lineage: Eukaryota; Metazoa; Arthropoda; Insecta; Lepidoptera; Pieridae.